Messenger RNA from Gaeumannomyces tritici R3-111a-1, 282 nucleotides. RefSeq lists its product as hypothetical. Lineage: Eukaryota; Fungi; Ascomycota; Sordariomycetes; Magnaporthales; Magnaporthaceae. Bases 1 to 282 code for a protein of 93 amino acids. The record is from RefSeq and is a predicted model, not a curated record. The transcript has a single exon.
AUGCGCUUCUCCGCCCUCACCACCAUCUUCGCCUCGUCCGCGGUCCUCGCCGCCACUAUCCCCGGCACCGCCCCUGCCGCCCACGAGCUCGAGGCCAGGCAGCGCGACGACGGCCCGUGCAACACGCCCGGCACGUACCGCUGCUGGAUCGACUUCGACUCCUUCGACAUCAUCCAGGUCUGCGCCGCCAAUGGUCAGUGGGCCACGAGCGCCAAGUGCGGCCUCGCCCACGGGUGCUGCUCCGAGAGCACGGACGGCAACAGGGCCUGGUGUCGUUGCUGA